AUGAUAGCGAGACAAAGACAAACCCUCACAAAACCCCUGCAAAACCUCCUCCUCCGCUUCCUCACAACCGAGUCGACUCCUCCCCGACUCGCCAACCCACCGUCCCCAGUCGACCCGGCCCACCUCCUCCGCGUCUGUACCAUCCUCUACCAACAACAGAACUCGCCGGAGCCGCGCCUCCACUCCAAUCUCAACUCACUCAGCUUCAACCUCACCCACGAGUUCUUCCUCCAAGUCUGCAACAACUUCCCUCUCUCAUGGCGUCCCGUCUAUCUCUUCUACCAGUACACCCAGCAGGCCAACCCCACUUUCGCCCACACCGCAGUUUCGCUGAACAAAAUGCUCGACGUCGUCGGAAAGUCCCGGAACAUCGAUCUGUUCUGGGAGUUGAUCAAUGAGAUGGGACGGCGUCGUUUGGUUAAUCAUGCCACCUUCAUCAUUGCGUUGAAAACUCUUGCUAAGGCUAGAGAGUUGAAGAAAUGCGUGGAGUUUUUUCAUGUCAUGAGUAGUCGUGGAAUCGAGUGUGAUAAGGAGAUUUUGAACAAGGUGGUUAAGAGUCUUUGUGGGUUGAGACUUGUGGAGGAGGCUAAGUUUGUGGUGUUUAAGUUGAAGGAGAUGAUUGGGGUUGAUGGGGUUACUUAUAAGUGUUUGAUUGAUGGGUUUUGUGAUGUGGGGGACCUGGUUGAGGCUUCCAAGAUUUGGAACUUGAUGGUGGAUGAAGGGUUUGAUCCUUGUGUUGGUGCUGUUGAGAAGAUGAUGGAGACUCUUUUUAAAACGAAUCGGGAUGUCGAGGCCAUGACGCUGUUUCAGAUGAUGAGGGUGAAGAGGAUGGGGGACUUGGGGCUUUCGAGUUAUAGGCUUGUGAUUGAGUGGAUGUGUAAGAAGGGGAAGGUUGAGAAUGCACGUGUUGUGUUUGAUGAAAUGCGCGAGAGAGGGAUUGAGGCGGAUAGCUUGACGUUGGGGGCACUGGUUUAUGGUCUUUUGGCGAGGAGGAGAGUCAACGAGGCUUAUGGGAUUGUGGAAGGGAUUGAGAAGCCGGAUAUCAGUGUGUACCAUGGGUUGAUGAAGGGGCUGUUGAGGUUGAAAAGGCCAGGGGAAGCGACGCAAGUGUUUAGGGAGAUGAUCAAGAGGGGGCGUGAGCCUAACAUGCACACAUAUGUCAUGUUAUUGCAGGGGCAUAUGGGAAAGAGAGGGAGGAAGGGGAAGGAUCCGCUUGUGAAUUUCGACACUAUUUUCGUUGGGGGUUUGGUUAAGGCAGGGAAGUCAUUGGAAGCCACCAAGUAUGUGGAGAGAGCGACAAAAAGAGGGCUUGAGGUACCUAGAUUCAAUUAUAACCAGUUUUUGCAUUACUACUCUAAUGAGGAAGGGGUGGCAAUGUUUGAGGAGGUGGGGAAGAAAUUAAGGGAGGCCGGGAUGGUUGAUUUGGCGGAUAUUUUCCAGAGAUAUGGGGAGAAAAUGGCGAUGAGAGAUAGAAGAAGAAACAGAGUGGUCGAGCCAUUAGUAGAGGGUUCAUAACCUCAUGUAUUAGGCUGUAGAUUAAAACAAAAUGACUUUCGUGUUUUCAUUCUCAUCUGUAAUCUUACUGAUGAACUUACAAGAACAGUGCCUCUGCAUAUAAUUUCACAUAAUUUGGGAACAUUCUUGAAAAAGA
Messenger RNA from Fragaria vesca subsp. vesca, 1651 nucleotides. RefSeq names its product putative pentatricopeptide repeat-containing protein At1g26500-like. Gene Ontology annotation, molecular function: protein binding. NCBI's taxonomy places the organism in Eukaryota, Viridiplantae, Streptophyta, Magnoliopsida, Rosales, Rosaceae. The transcript has a single exon. The record is from RefSeq and is a predicted model, not a curated record. The coding region runs from base 1 to 1515 and encodes 504 amino acids.